Drosophila albomicans is the source of this 605-nucleotide messenger RNA. RefSeq names its product D-aminoacyl-tRNA deacylase (gene Dtd). The coding region runs from base 85 to 561 and encodes 158 amino acids. Gene Ontology annotation, cellular component: cytoplasm. The transcript is spliced from 4 exons. Gene Ontology annotation, molecular function: D-tyrosyl-tRNA(Tyr) deacylase activity. Gene Ontology annotation, biological process: tRNA metabolic process. The record is from RefSeq and is a predicted model, not a curated record. Lineage: Eukaryota; Metazoa; Arthropoda; Insecta; Diptera; Drosophilidae.
UACAGCUUAUCGAAAACAAUGCUCUCAAAAGACAGUUGCGAGUUGUAUCUAAAAGUAGAGUUUUUGUGUUAAAUUCGUUCGAAAAUGCGAGCUGUUAUCCAACGAGUUAGGGCAGCCAAAGUCACGGUGCUUGAUGAACUUAUCUCUUCCAUUGGGCCCGGUCUUUGCGUUCUUGUGGGCAUCAAAAGCAGCGAUACAACAACAGAUGUUGAGUAUCUAGUGCGUAAGAUUCUUGCAUUGCGGUUGUUCGAGGAGGAAGGUAAACGUUGGCAAAAGUCUGUCAAGGAUUUGCAGCUGGAUAUUCUAUGUGUCUCACAAUUCACACUAUAUCAUCGUCUGAAAGGCAACAAGCCAGACUUCUCGGCUGCCAUGAAAGGUGAUGAAGCUAACCAGCUAUACAAUCAUUUUCUGGAUCGUUUGCGUCAGUCAUACGAUGCCACUAAAAUUAAAGAUGGCAAGUUUGGUGCCUAUAUGCAGGUGCAUAUAGAGAACGAUGGACCAGUAACCAUCGAGCUGGAAUCGCCGUUACCAAAGCAGAUCGAGGAAUGUGUAGACAAAUAAUUAGCAAAUUAGCCUAUUUUGUAAUAAAAUGAACUAUGUGUAAA